AUGCCGUUCAACGAACACUAUCACGAUGAUAUAAUGUACAUCACGCAAAUGACACGUAACGUUCUGGGUCUGCUCGGGGUCUGGCCGUCCAUCAACCGGAAGAGAUCCAUCGGUGAAAAGUUCCGCAAGUUUGUCCAGAUCACAAUCUCCUACGCUCUCCUCUACUGCGUUUUGAUUCCCGGCCUCCUCUUCUGGCUAAUCGAGCAGAGGACGCGCGUACGAAUUCAAACGAUCCCUCUGAUCUUCUACGGCUUCAUGGCCACCAGUAAAUAUGGCAACUUGAUAUUUCGUGAAGGGCAGAUCAAGCGUUGCCUGAAACACAUCGAGGAGGACUGGAAGAACACGAUGAGCGUGGACGCGCGGGACACGAUGAUCGAAUCCGCGAAGACCGGUAGACGCUUGGUCGCGCUUUGCGGGGCCUUCAUGUAUGGCAGCGGACUCUCCUUCCGCUCGAUCUUGCCGUUGUCCAAAGGGAAGAUCGUCACCCCGCAGAACCUCACGAUCAAACCCUUGCCUUGUCCAGCUUAUUUCGUUUUCUUUGAUAUUCAAGUCAGCCCUGCUUACGAGACGAUCUUUCUCAUUCAGUUUUUGUCCGGCAUAGUUACCUAUUCGAUAACGGUGGGUAUGUGCGGUCUCGCGGCUGUCUUCGCGAUGCACGCUUGCGGCCAGCUGAAGAUUCUGAUGGAGCUGAUGAGAAGUCUGGUUGAAGAGCGGUGGGAAGAGAAAUAUGACGUGGACAGAAGACUGGCCGAAAUGGUCGAGCAUCAAAUAAGAGUACGAAACUUUUUGCAAUUGGUAGAGCAUACUCUACAACAAGCAUGUUUGAUCGAAUUAAUGGGGUGCACGAUAAUCGUCUGCAUUCUGGGAUAUUGUAUAAUAAUGGAAUGGGAGAAUAGCAACCCGAUAGCUAUGUGCUCCUAUUUUAUAACAAUUACAUCUCUAAUGAUAAACAUGUUCUUGUUUUGUUACACUGGUGAGCAGCUCACUGUACAGGCGGAGAAAGUAGCUAGUACAUCGUGCGAUCUCGAGUGGUACCGUCUUCCGGAUAAAAAGGCGCGCGGGAUCGUGCUGGUGAUGAUCAUGUCGAAUUCACCCACGAAGAUCACUGCUGGAAAGAUCAUGGACCUAUCAUUCAAGACAUUUGGUGAUGUUGUUAAAGCAUCUGUAACGUAUUUUAAUAUGCUGCGCAAUGUCGCCGACUAA
Messenger RNA from Dinoponera quadriceps, 1203 nucleotides. RefSeq names its product odorant receptor 13a-like. The transcript is spliced from 5 exons. NCBI's taxonomy places the organism in Eukaryota, Metazoa, Arthropoda, Insecta, Hymenoptera, Formicidae. The coding region runs from base 1 to 1203 and encodes 400 amino acids. The record is from RefSeq and is a predicted model, not a curated record. Gene Ontology annotation, molecular function: olfactory receptor activity; odorant binding. Gene Ontology annotation, biological process: detection of chemical stimulus involved in sensory perception of smell; sensory perception of smell. Gene Ontology annotation, cellular component: plasma membrane.